Molecule: messenger RNA, 1761 nt
Organism: Pyricularia oryzae 70-15
Lineage: Eukaryota; Fungi; Ascomycota; Sordariomycetes; Magnaporthales; Pyriculariaceae
Exons: 1
Coding region: 825-1628 (267 amino acids)
Source: RefSeq, a predicted model, not a curated record
GUUAGUGGUUUGACUCCUUAUUCUCGCUCGCCUUUGCGCCGCAACCGCGAAAAGGACAGGACACGAAGCCAGAUUGAAGUCCAGAUCCUUCUGGUGCAUCGAGAGAAUAACAAAUGUUUUUUUUUUCUUGCAAUCCAAAAAUACUGCUGAGAGUUGGUGCCACCAGGCUUCCCUGCAGGAUUGAUGAAUCAUUGUCGCCUCCAUCCAAAGGAAAGCACAGAAGUUCGGGGCUCCAUAGAUUUGUACCCAUUACUGCGCCCCUAGUGUCCACUACGGAAUUUCGCCCUUUCGUGAUGACUAGAACAUGCACGGUCCGAAAUUCACUGUUUAUCUUCCGUCCUCCGGUUUCCCGUAUUCACCUCCUACCCACCCCAACCUACAUCCGGGUCCGGCGCCGUCUCAUAUUUGUCCUGUCUCAUACGCGUGUUUCUUUGUCCACGCGAUGGAGAAUGCAAUUUUAGAGGCGCGCUUGCGCAUAAUGCUCACUGUGGGGGGUGGCCAGACUCGUUGAAUAGGAUGGUCUUAGCGACGAUAACAAUCACAGCCGCAACCAAUACUACAGCCGCAACCGAUGCUACAAUGGAAAGGGGGCUUACGGGAUGAUAGGAGUCAUUCAAGGUAGGUAGGUAAGGCAAGCAGCUUUGCAAUACCUCCAUUUUCAAAGAGUAUAAAGCAGCAAUUGCCUGCGUUUAUGUUCCCAUAUCUUGACAUUCCUUGUUAUACACAUCCCUUCUUCUUUCAAUCAUCGCAGCUAAGUAGCCAAGAAGACCUUCUUUUACCCUUUCAUAAAAUAAGCAUCGCUUGCUUCGCUCAGACAACCAAAGAUGUCGACUGCCCAAACAAUCCUCUUCCUCGGCGCAACCGGCGGCGUCUGCGGCGCUGCUCUCCAGCUCGCCCUUUCAGCCGGCAUCAGCUGUGUCGCCCUAGCCAGGACGCCAGCGAAGCUGACCGACAAAUACCCUUCCAAUCCCAACCUGACCGUCAUCCAGGGCGAUGCCAAGAACCUCGCGGACGUGAAGCGUGCCCUCGCCAAGCCUGGCGACGCGACAUCGCCUGGUUUGGUCGACAUCGUCGUCAGCUCCGUUGGAAGCUACCCAUCCAUGCGCAACUUUGGCGCCAACGAGGACCCGAAGCUGUGCGAGGAGUCCAUGACCGCUCUCCUGACCGCUGUGGAAGAGCUUAUUGCUCAGGGCGGCGUGCAGAAGUUGUCGCCGCCGAGGGUUAUCGCCGUCAGCUCGACUGGCCUCUCCGACUUUGGUCGGGACGUACCACUGGCAUUCGCCCCAUUGUACUACGUCAUGCUGGCUAGUGCGCACAAGGACAAGAAGAAGAUGGAAAAUCAACUGAUCGCCGACAAGGCGACUGGCAAGAAGACGCCGCCCGCUGCCGGCAGCGCGAGGCCCGAGUUUACAGUCAUUAGGGGCAGCAUGUAUGUUGACGGCAAGGAUGGCGGCAAGGCCAAACCGGUCCGUGUCGGUAUCGAAGACCCAUACAAGGGCAUUGAGUCGCAAGCAGUUGGGUACACCAUUGCGAGAGAAGACGUCGGCAAAUGGAUUUUCCACAACUUGCUCAAUGACGCCACGGGAGCCAGGCGGUAUAUCAACAAAAUGGUGACGGUUACAUACUAGGGUGACCAGGAUAAACUCUUCUACGAUAUCGCAUCUACCAUGUUCAUUUCUUUUGCACCUGUCCUGAAUGCCGAUUAUAAGAUACUUGAUAGAUUUAAAUUUAUAGAACUUCGCCACGUAGGCGGGCAGCGCA